Messenger RNA from Biomphalaria glabrata, 2860 nucleotides. RefSeq names its product peroxisomal carnitine O-octanoyltransferase-like. The transcript is spliced from 2 exons. Gene Ontology annotation, cellular component: peroxisome. Bases 177 to 2819 code for a protein of 880 amino acids. Gene Ontology annotation, molecular function: carnitine O-octanoyltransferase activity. NCBI's taxonomy places the organism in Eukaryota, Metazoa, Mollusca, Gastropoda, Planorbidae. The record is from RefSeq and is a predicted model, not a curated record.
AACAGGAACUAGAUCUAGAAUCUAGAUCUAUUUCUUUUAUGUGUAGGCUAUAUAACAUCUGAGUAGGAUUUAUAUUUUAGAUCACUAGAUCUAGAUCUAUAAUUUAACUAGAGGUCUAUAAAUAAUACAGAAGUAGGCCUAAAUUUAGAUUCUUUACAAGCAUCUUUUACCUCAUCAUGACCAGUACAAGUUUUCCGUCGAAAUAUCAGAGAAGGCUAAGCACGAGAUGGACCACCGGAGUGCCUUUAAACCAAAAACUAUUGUCUGGAAACGACUACAACGCCUCAAUAAAUACUUUUUCCAGGAAUCGAAAAUUUUCGGAAGAAACGAAUCGCAGCAGCCUUUUGCCUCGACUUUCUAUAGUCAGCAACCUCGACGUUGCUGUGGGCAAAAGGGUCAUUUUUAAACUGGACGAUGAUGACGAGGCCUCCAAAGAACGAGUGGCUAUGCUCAAAGGUGACCAAGAAAAGUCUCAAUUGAUGAAGUCGAUGAUCACCAGCGAAGCUGUCAAGUAUGAGCUUGAUCGAAAGAACAAGGACAACGUAUCGGUUUAUGACUUUUUCUUUGGCGUUAAUUCAGACGAGGACUUCAAGGAUUAUGACGUUUCCGAAGCUGUUUCAGUUACUAAAUGCGAGUUGGGCGUUUCGACUGAUAUUAACGUCUCUUUUAAGGGAAAUCUCAAGCAUGUUGCUAUGCCUGUCUUCGGAAGUUUUCAGGUACCAGACGAAAUCAGAGUCCAAAGGGGUGUGUCUAAACAAGCCAGUAUUUCAACGAGUUCCUCAUAUUUUAUGGACACUCUUUGGCCUUGGCCUUGGCUCGACUACAAGUGUCGCUCUGCUGAGCUCUAUAAAAGCAGUAGCGUUAAAACUUUCACUCACCAGACACAGCUUCCAGAUUUACCAGUUCCCGCAAUGGGCCAUUCACUGCAAAGAUUGCUGCAAUCGAUGCGACCUUUUACUGAUGCUGGUUCAUUGAAACGUGUCAGAAGGCUUGCCGAAGAAUUUGCACUAAAUGAAGGCUCAACUUGCCAAAAACUGAUACUUGAAGCAACAUCGUCUGAUAGAAACUGGAUUCGACAAGUUUUGCCAAACUAUUCACGUCUUUAUUCAAGACUAGCCGCACCUGUUCUGAACAGAGGCAUCGUAUGUCCUUUCAUGUACGAUCUUUGGCCUGAAAACAAAGAUAGUCAACUGGAACGAGCAACCAUUCUAGUGGAGUCUGCUGUAGAUUUUUGGUUGAUUUUAAGACACGAAAGUCUUGCACCCAUCGCUGAUAAAAGUGGCCGAAAAAUUUGUAUGCAUGAGUUUCGAAAGCUAUUCUCCUCUGUUAGAAUACCGGGGACGCCUUCAGAUGCGAUAUUCACAUUUUUUCACACUCUGGCGGAGAAAGAAGAAACCCCAAAACAUAUUAUUGUCAUCUACCGUGGUUUUAUUUUUACAAUGGAUGUGAUGGACACUAUAUAUUUACCUAUGUCGAACAAGACUAUCAAACGUUUCUUAAAGGAAAUAGUAAAAUCUGUAGACGAGGGCGAUAUUAAUACAGAAAGCCACGGAGUUUGCAUACUCACCUCUUUAGACAGGGAUGAAUGGUCACAAGUCAGAGAAGGUUUAAUAUCUUGCAGUGUAAGCAACGCUGCAAGUUUGAGAGAAAUAGAGACUGCCUUAUUCGUACUAAGCUUGGACACACUAAGUAUCAACGACCACAAUCGUCUCCCCCACGAAGCGAUGUUUGGCGACGGCUACAACCGCUGGUACGAUAAGAAUUUAAACUUUUACAUUUCAGGUAACGGGCUUGUCACUGUCAAUGUCAACAAUUCACUACUCGAUGGGAACGUGGUGGCAAUCUUGCUGCAUUACAUUCACAUGAGGAUACUGGAGAAUGUGGACAGGUGGGAUGAAGGUGUGGUGAUGGCUGUCAGCAGAACAACUCUGGCAUCUACUCGAUCUCGGGGAUCUAGCUCUUUGGACGUGCUGCUUAGCCAGAUAAGGUCAAGGGUGAGCUGCGCGACCAGCAUCACUGAUAAUUUAGAUAGUGAGAAGGAUGUCUCUCCAGGUUUCCCUUAUCUUCACUCCUCAAAUACACCACGGAGGCUGGAGUUUACACUUAACUGCUACACCGAGCAAUAUAUUGAAAAAGCCGAGGUUGCCUUUUCUGAUCUGGCUGCUUCUGUCUUGACAGCGGUCUGCAGUUUUGAUGAAUAUGAACGAAAUUUAUUUCAAGAAAAAGGCGUCAACGUUGAUGCCUUUGCUCAAAUGGUUAUUCACUAUACUUUUUAUAAUAUGUAUGGUCGGUUCCCUUCGGUCUGCGCCAAUGUCAGUUUGAAGCGUUUCUAUCAUGGACGAUUCGAGCUUAUGCGCACCUCUACUGAAGAGAUUCUCAUCUGGUGCAAAGACAUGUCUAGUCCGGAGAGCACAAACGCGCUGAAGCGCGAGAGUUUCUGGAAAGCGGAGAAGAAGCAUAGGCAACUUCUGAGAGAGAACUGCUCCGGCCAUGGAUUCGAAAAUCACCUUGCCGCAUUGAAGGUGAUCGCUGAGGACAAAAUGAUGAAAAAGUCAGCAUUUUUCGAAGACGAGCUUGUGAAGUAUCACUUUGAAAGCAUUAACGUGUUCACGGAAUGCUUGGGAGUCGGCUGCACGAGUUGCGCCACUGUGCUUCCCAUAUCUUCCGAUGGUUACGGCGUCGGUUACUUCGUGGCCAAUACAAAGAUUGUUUUCAACGUAUCUUCUUGGCAGGGUGAAACUACCACGAGCUCAGAGCUGUUUUCACACGCCUUGCAUAAUACAAUGACGCUAUUGUACAACUUGAUGCACUCUCUAUAGAAGGAGAUAAAAGCAAUACUCAUGCUAAAACAUUUUGGACA